Heterobasidion irregulare TC 32-1 is the source of this 825-nucleotide messenger RNA. Its product is annotated as transmembrane protein PFT27. Bases 1 to 825 code for a protein of 274 amino acids. Gene Ontology annotation, molecular function: manganese ion transmembrane transporter activity; calcium ion transmembrane transporter activity. Gene Ontology annotation, cellular component: Golgi apparatus; fungal-type vacuole membrane. Lineage: Eukaryota; Fungi; Basidiomycota; Agaricomycetes; Russulales; Bondarzewiaceae. The record is from RefSeq and is a predicted model, not a curated record. Gene Ontology annotation, biological process: calcium ion transmembrane transport; Golgi calcium ion transport; Golgi calcium ion homeostasis. The transcript has 4 exons.
AUGAACGACGGCACCGUCCCCCCAGUCGAGGGGCGCGCUGAAGCAUUUGUGCAGGCGUUCGCGAUGAUCAUAUUCUCCGAAAUCGGUGACAAGACAUUCCUCAUAGCCGCCAUCCUGGCAAUGCGACACCCCCGCAGCGUCGUUUUCGCCGGCGCCUUUGGCUCUCUCGUCGUCAUGUCCAUCCUCUCAGCGGCGCUAGGCCACAUACUACCCAGUCUCAUUCCGAAGCGGUGGACACAGGCCGUGGCGGCGGUGCUUUUUCUCGCCUUUGGCGUGAAGAUGUUCUUGGAGGGCAGGGCGAUGAGUGGCGGGAACGAGGAAAUCCAGGAGGAGAUGCGGGAAGCGGAGGAGGAAAUAGAAGGAGAUGAGGCCGAGCACGAUGGGACGGGGAGGGUCGAGAACGGCGGAAGCGUCAUUCCGCUGGAGGAGAUCGAGGAGGGCGGGCGGGCGGCGAAUGGGCCAGUUUCGAAUUCCCCGCUGCGGCAAACAGUCCAGGGCGUCCGGAAUCUGUGCAGCUACAUCCUGGGUCCGGUGUUCGUCCAAGCGUUCGCGCUGACCUUCCUCGGCGAAUGGGGAGACAGGAGCCAAAUUGCGACCAUUGUACUUGCGGCGGCACAUAACGUUUACCUCGUCACCAUCGGCACCAUUAUUGGCCAUUCAUGUUGUACGGCGCUUGCAGUCGUUGCAGGCCGUUAUGUUGCCACCAAGAUCUCCGCAAAACAUGUCACACUCGGUGGAGCUGCGCUCUUCCUCUGUUUCGGCGUGAUCUACAUCUACUCCGCCUACCAAAUGACGGACGUGGAGAUGCACAUACCUAGCGGUUGA